Molecule: messenger RNA, 2630 nt
Organism: Myripristis murdjan (pinecone soldierfish)
Lineage: Eukaryota; Metazoa; Chordata; Actinopteri; Holocentriformes; Holocentridae
Product: calcium-binding mitochondrial carrier protein Aralar1
Exons: 18
Coding region: 135-2177 (680 amino acids)
Biological process (GO): L-glutamate transmembrane transport; aspartate transmembrane transport; malate-aspartate shuttle
Molecular function (GO): L-aspartate transmembrane transporter activity; calcium ion binding; L-glutamate transmembrane transporter activity
Source: RefSeq, a predicted model, not a curated record
GGGCUGCGGGCGAAAUGGACAGUCAUUGUUUGAGGUCCUGAUCGGCUGGCAUGUCACUGCCCGCUGUCAUCUUCGCACUACUACUUUAUGUCAAGCGCCUGCGCUAGUCCACUGUAGCUGACGUCACACCCAGCAUGGCGGUCAAGGUGCAAGCAACCAAAAGAGCCGACCCCCAUGACUUGAAGACUAUUUUUCUGAAGUAUGCCAGUGUGGUGGAGGAUGGGGAACAUUACAUGACCCCCAGGGACUUUGUGCAGAAUUACCUGGGUCUGCACACACAGCCUCAACAUAAUCCCAAAACUGUGGAGCUCAUUGCUGGAGUGGCUGACACCACUAAAGAUGGACUGAUCUCUUUCCAGGAGUUUCUGGCCUUUGAAUCAGUUCUAUGUGCCCCGGAUGCCCUGUUCAUAGUUGCCUUUCAGUUGUUUGACAAGACUGGCACAGGGGACAUCUCAUUUGAGAACGUACGUGACAUCUUCAGCCAGACCACAGUCCAUCACCACAUCCCCUUCAACUGGGACUGUGAGUUUAUCAGGCUACACUUCGGCCAUGACAGGAAGAAGCACCUCAGCUAUGCAGAGUUCACCCAGUUUCUGCAGGAGCUGCAGCUGGAGCAUGCCCGCCAGGCUUUUGCACAAAAAGAUAAGAACAAGAGUGGCACCAUCACUGCCUUGGACUUCAGUGACAUCAUGGCCACCAUCAGACACCACAUGCUGACCCCGUUUGUGGAGGAGAACUUAGUCUCAGCCGCUGGAGGCAGCACCUCCCACAUGGUGAGCUUCUCCUACUUCAAUGCCUUCAACGCCCUGCUCAACAAUAUGGAGCUGGUCCGUAAGGUUUACAGCACCCUCGCCGGCACAUACAGAGACAUACUUGUCACCAGAGAGGAGUUCAUUCAUGCUGCCAAUAAGUUUGGCCAAAUCACUCCAAUGGAAGUUGACAUCUUAUACCAGCUCUCUGGUCUCCACUCUCACUCUGGACGGCUGAACCAUGCAGACAUCGAGAGGAUAGCCCCGCUGGAGGAAGGUGCCAUGCCAUACCACCUAGCCGAGGCCCAGAGACAGCACAGUCACGAAACGUCUCGACCCGUCUGGCUCCAGGCUGCGGAGUCUGCCUACAGGUUCACUCUGGGCUCAAUCGCUGGAGCCACUGGUGCAACAGCUGUAUACCCCAUUGAUCUGGUGAAGACCCGCAUGCAGAACCAGCGCUCCACGGGCUCCUUCGUAGGAGAGCUGAUGUACAAGAACAGCUUUGAUUGUGCAAAGAAAGUGCUCCGAUAUGAGGGCUUCUUCGGAUUCUACAGAGGUCUCCUCCCACAGCUCAUCGGUGUUGCCCCAGAGAAAGCUAUCAAACUCACGAUGAAUGAUUUUGUAAGAGACAAGUUCACCACACAAGAUGGUACCAUCCCACUGGCUGCAGAGAUCCUGGCUGGUGGCUGUGCUGGAGGUUCCCAGGUGAUUUUCACCAAUCCUCUGGAGAUUGUAAAGAUCCGUCUGCAGGUGGCUGGAGAGAUCACCACAGGUCCCAGGGUCAGUGCCCUGAAUGUUGUGAGAGACCUGGGCUUCUUUGGCCUCUACAAGGGAGCGAAAGCUUGCUUCCUGCGUGACAUCCCCUUCUCCGCCAUCUACUUCCCUGUUUACGCCCACUCCAAAACAAAGCUGGCGGAUGAGGACGGGAGGCUGGGUGCACUGCAGCUGCUCACUGCUGGAGCAAUUGCAGGUGUGCCCGCUGCUUCGCUGGUGACCCCUGCUGAUGUCAUCAAGACCAGGCUCCAGGUGGCGGCACGGGCAGGCCAGACAACAUACAGCGGAGUCAUCGACUGCUUCAGGAAGAUCCUUAAGGAGGAAGGUUUCAGGGCGUUUUGGAAGGGCGCAGGAGCCCGCGUCUGUAGAUCUUCACCACAGUUUGGUGUAACCCUGGUGACGUAUGAGCUCUUACAGAGAUGGUUCUACAUUGACUUUGGAGGACAUCGUCCUGCCGGUGCUGAGCCCACGCCCAAGUCCAGGAUCGAGGACCUUCCUGCUGCGAUCGCAGACCACGUGGGCGGCUACCGCCUGGCUGCUGCAACCUUCGCUGGUGUGGAGAGCAAGUUUGGUCUGCAUCUACCCAAAUUUAAAUCUUCUGGGGAGGUGACAAUCAAAACAGCAGUGUCCAAUAAGGAGCCACAGGCCUCGUAAGCCGCCCCUCAUCAUGCCGACUGCAAGGGCUGCUCACUCUUUGAGUCCAGUGUCCUACAACAUCUCUCUCCAUUCACCCCUCCAGAAUGGUUUUAUUGGGAAAAAAAAAUGGAGCACCACUUGUUUCAUUUAUAUGCAUUUCGAUGGCUGUCUUACUUUGAAUGCUGCAUGAGUAUGGCUUUUAGUAUUUUCUUUGCAUAGCUUGCACAAUUUUAUUGUACAUAUUGUACUUCUUUGCAGAGGGACAUUAUGGCAUUAUGAAGGAUUGUUACUGAAUUUCUCUGGUGUGCAAAGUUUGGGUGUGCAUGUGUGGCAGAUGUGUCGGUCACAUUUCAGAGACAUGAGCGGAUGUACAGAUGUUUUCAAAGUACUGAUUUUGAAAUCAUGACCAGAGUCUUGAGAAAUAAUUUAAAUGUAUUUAUUGUAUUUUGUUGAAAUAAAUCAUUCAAACUG